AGCCUACUUUUUAACAAAAGAAGCCUACUUUAUUAAGAAAAGUUUCAGCAAUUUGGUGGCGUUCAGUUGAUAUUCGCUCCACCCGUGUAUCGUACUCAAUAUUAUAAGAAACCUUUGGACUUAGGCUUAUAAGCUUUCAAAAUAUACAAUGGGUUGUUUUUCAUCAAAACGACAAAGAGAUAUGAAUGACUUUCAGGAAGUUAUUCGGGACAUUGAAGCCAGAUGUACUGAUAUUGCUCAGGCUCUGGAUUCUGUUUCCAACAUUGCAAAAACAUUUAUAUCUCAACUUGAGGAUAAAGAAAAUCACUUUACUGAUACAAGGUCUUCAAAUUUUGAGCAGCUAUAUACAAAACUGAUGAAUUUGUAUGCAACAGCUAUUCAACUUAUGGUGUCAAUACAGGCUGCUAGUCAAAAGAAGGAGUGUUUCAUCAAUCAAGUCAACAAGGAUCUAGAUUCUAUAACGGCAAAACUCGAACAGGUAUUAAAGACGAAGUAUAAAGGUCAGCCUAGGCUUCGUCCAGGCUCAUAUCUGGAAGCACACGUGGUCACAUCCGCUGAUUCACCCGCAAAUGCCCAGGGUGACAUUGUCAGUCAAAUGAGAAAAACAGUGGAAAACUCAUCUCAGUCAGUGAUAACUAACAUUCUAAAGAAUGUCCAGAACUUAGAAGAUGAAUUUAGAAAUGUGAAAGAAAUGAUAGAUGAGCUGAAAGCACAGAAUACAGAAAGAGAUUUACAUAAAUUGGACAUCUUUGGCCAAAAAAUUGAACAAAUACAAAAUCAAGUAAAUGUUGAAACAGAAGGCGACACUGAAUCUGGAGCAUUAGAACAGCUUAAAACCGAGAGGGAUCUGCUGCGCAAACAAGUUGAAGAACUUGAAAGGCAAACGGAAGAGCAUAAAAUCACAAUUGCAAAGUUGAACAAAGAGAUGUUAGAUAAGGAAAAUAUUUCAAAAGUAUUUGCAGUAAAAUCAGAAUCGAUGCAGAGGGAAUUUGAAAAUGCUAGAAUGCUUCUUCAGAAGGAAAAUGAAGAGAUUAAGCUUGAAUUGGAAAUACUUAAAAAGAAGUCGGCUUAUGAAGUGCAGUUGUUUUGUCAAACCGAAACUGGUCUCAUUAAGACUAUUGAAGAAAAGUUGAUGACAGAGCUUAGAAGUCGGUUGAAUAACAAAGGAAAAGAAGUGAAAUUCGUCAAAUGUCAAGACACUAGCAACGUUGAAGCUGAUAAGCCGCUUCUCUUGCUGUGUAUAAAUGCAUCAAGACUUGGCACAGAUGCUUCGACAUUGGUUAAAAAAUUUAAAGUCUCAUCAAAGAAGAUGGCCGUGUUGGUAUGUCAUCAUAAGGACGAGCAUGCUCUUCCAGCUCAAUCUAGUGACCGUGUGUUGAGUGGCCCAGAGUUUAAAGGCAUUGGCGGUAUAUACGACGUGGCAUUUCACGUCGACAAGGGAAUUUAUCCUUGUGAAAUGAACGAAAAUAAUAUAGCAAAUGUUAUCAAGUUUAUUGCUGUAUGCAGCGUAUGAAAAUUAUCAUUACUGUAUUUAAAUAACUUGCUAUUAAGGAAAACUUCAAAAAUCACUUGCAGAUAAUGAAAAAUCAAAUAUUUGGUUCUGUCUUUAUCUGCCAAAGGUGUAUGUUUGUUAUCAUUGUAUUGUACUGCUUUCUUUAAAGGCCUCAGACAUUCUGUAAUUCUUAUUUCUCAAAAAAAUGUUUACUUUUUGAUACAUGUAUUUUAUUGCAAUUUACGAAACAUACUCAUUUGUUUUGCUAUAUACUUUAUCUAUCUUUUGCAUCGUUAGCUCUAUUGACAAUUGGUGUAAUUAUAGUGAAUAAGUAUUUUAUAAGGGAGUCAAAAUACUACUUUCAUCUUUAAGGCAUAACUGCAUGUUCAAAGUUAUUUUUAAAGUUGUAAAACAUGCUCUUGUUCCAUUAUGUAAAUAAUGUUAAACCGAUGGUUGACAUUUCUGAUAUAUUUAAAAAUGUGGAUUUCUGCGGGCAUAAUGUGCCUUAAGAAAUCAAAUUACGAGAAAUUAAAAACCAAUUGUUAAAAAGAAUUGGUCUACAAUUGGCAUAUUUUCCAGAAGUUUUUCAAAUAUUGAAAAGCAAAUGUUAGACACGUAUUAUUAAAAAGGUGUGAACUUUCAUAUAUAUUUCCCGAAAAAAAACAUGUUGAGAGCGUUGUAAGUGGUUUAGUAUGGACAUUUAUAAAUAUGAUGUAGAAUUAUAUCUUGUCGUAGAACAAUUUACUGUGUGCUAUAUACAGAUAUGUUGGAUCGUUUUGUGUAUGACACCAUCGUCGAAAACCACGGUAUAUACUACAUUUAUAAUACCGAUACUGGUACACGGUAAAUAGUCUGGGUUACCGAACUUACCUACAACAUCCAUAUACAUUUUUGUAUGGUUUUACUAUCACCUAUAUAUUAUACGAAAUAAUAUCACCAUAACUAUUCACCAUAUGACAGACCCUCAAUUGUACACAUAUAUACUUUGAAUAUUCGUGAUGUAUUGAUAAGCGUUUGUGGAUCAAUGAGUUCUAGUCAGUUUAAUAUAUUGAUAAUAUCAAUAAAGUUUAGAAGUAAUCGAUAAUGAUUUAUGUGCAAUCAGAGUUACAAUUUACAAAUAUGUGUAUGAACAUUUUGAUAAUUGUUGAAAAUAAUAUUAUAAUAAAACAAGAAAGAUUUUA
Ruditapes philippinarum (Manila clam) is the source of this 2673-nucleotide messenger RNA. RefSeq lists its product as uncharacterized. Bases 149 to 1513 code for a protein of 454 amino acids. The record is from RefSeq and is a predicted model, not a curated record. NCBI's taxonomy places the organism in Eukaryota, Metazoa, Mollusca, Bivalvia, Venerida, Veneridae. The transcript has 6 exons.